This is a messenger RNA of Tachysurus vachellii, 2343 nucleotides long. RefSeq names its product adipose secreted signaling protein (gene adisspa). The coding region runs from base 1211 to 1738 and encodes 175 amino acids. The record is from RefSeq and is a predicted model, not a curated record. Lineage: Eukaryota; Metazoa; Chordata; Actinopteri; Siluriformes; Bagridae. The transcript has 6 exons.
AUACAUAUAUAUACAUACAGUAUAUUGCGUCUGAAUCCUUCGUUGUUUUUAACCGACUGAUCAUUAGGUAUACUCUGCUAGAUACGUGCACUGAUUCUCAUACACCUUCUAAAGGGUUUCUCUCACAUAACAUAUCUAACAUAUCUACCUUUCCUGUGAAGUCCACAUGCUGAGUUUUUUGUUUAAUUCCAUCAAGACCUUAUGCUGUUGUCAAGAAUUGCUUGGAGAGGAAAGAAAGUGGGCGUGGCUUUGUGUUUAGUGCUCUCUGAACUGAAGUGUUGUUUCUGUACUACAUUUGUGUCUACACCAUUCAUGUGACCUUGCACCUGUUUGUUAACAAGCGCUGAGCCUGCUGUGUCAAGCACUCGAUUAAAGCCACAAUUUAAACACCAUAUGCUGGUGGUUUUAUUUGGUUGACAGUCUUGGUUUUUACAAUCAUUAGUUGUAAAAUUUGUUCAGAACCCCAUUAUUUCUCGUCGUCUGGUAACACAAGCAUGGUCCUGAGUAAAUGAGCACAAUAUCAGUAUCAGUAUUGAUGGAACCCUAGUCUGUUUUUUUGUAAAUUAUUUUGAAUUCCUUUUCGUUAUUGUGUGUGUGUGUAUGUAUGUGUGUGUGUGUUAUGUGUGUGUGUAUAUGUAUGUGUGUGUGUGUUGUUCAGAUAUCAUAUAUUACUGUAAUAUACAGCUAUUAGGACACAUCUCUACCAUCUGUUUUAUCUCCUGUUUUAUCUCCUUUAUUGUGAUCAUAAUCCUGACUGUACAGCGUGCACAAUGUGAAUAACAUAAAUGUACCUUAUUUUGUUAAAUAAAGCUUUAAUAUAAGAAUUGAUGACAUUAUUACUUAAUUUUUUUUAAUGAUUUUAGUAUUUCUAUGAGGAUAAAAAUGCGAAUCAGCCUGACCGUGAUAGUGGGGGCGGGGCUAGUGUCCACUCGACCAAUGGGUGAAGCGCAUGGCCAUGAUUGACGUGUAGCGUCAAAGAUGCUGCAUAUCUGCGUCGAGAGGGACACACACACACACAUUCCAGCUCACAUACCAGUAUCAGGAAGACCCGCAGAGUCCCGACACUCAGAAACCUGGAUUGAAGGACACAGUGUAGAAGGACAGGAAGUGAAAGUGUUCCAGCAGGAACUCGUGGUGGACGCUGGUGUUUAGUGAUGACGUCCCACUGACACUGAACAUCACCACACAUCUUUCACAGCCUUGUGUUGACAUGGCAACAGGAAGGAAAAGCUCCGCAUCCAAAGGUGGAGGCGUCCACUUCCCGGACGAGAUGGAAGACGAUGUCCUGAGUGAGAGCGGUGAGGACACGCAGCAGGAUAAGAUCAUCACUGCCGUAGCCGAGCCUGAUGGAGCUUACAUGGUCAAGGCCGGAUUCCUAAAAAUCCAACAUAAAUAUGAGAUUAUCUUCUUGAUCCCACACGUCCCCACGCUGGGGAAGGACACAUCUCUCUCUCCGGCGUUACGCAGCACCCCCAAACCUCGCCUGCGUGCCACCCGCAUCGCCCGUCGUCCUGAAGGAGGAGUGAAGGUGGUGUGUGAGUACAGUGCUCAGCAGGAAGGAGUGGUGCAGGAGGAGCUCACACUUGUCAACAGAACCAGGAGAGACAGCAGUGUUAGAGUCCGAGUUCACGCCAGAGUGAUGGACCGCCAUCACGGAACCCCCAUGCUGCUGGAGGGAGUGCGCUGCUUGGGGACUGAGGAAAUCACUUCAAAAGCCAAUGACAAAAAGAAGAUCUGAGCAGUUUCUUCUUUCCUACAGAUCGCAGCAGCAUGGACUGAGAGGAAUAAAUAAACUCAGAGAACAUGGUUCAGAAUACACUUGACUCUUCAUCAUGCCUUUUGCUGAUCCGGAAUAAAAACAUUUGAUUCUGAUUCUAAUUACUCCCAAAAAAUGACAGAUGUCAAGACUUUCUCUCAAGUUUAGAAUUUGCUUCUCUCUUGUUCAGCAGGUCUGUGUUUGAAUCAGUGCAUCAUUUUUGUCAUGACUGAGAUUUCCUCCUCUCUUGUUCAGCCAGUCGAUUAUGUGUAAGUUCUGGCUGAGGUCCUUUGGUCAUUUCUCUGCAUGCAGUAGUACAGUGUGUGUAAAAAAUGAAUUAUCUUAAAAGCUCACACAUCACCAUAUAACCCAAAUAUCACAAAAUAGCAUUAAUUCUCAUUGUUUGUUUUUAUUUUGGGUUUCAAUUGAAACCAAGUUAAGUAAAGUUCAUAUGAAUGCAUGUUUUACACAAACUUUAACAUAUAAUGCAUUUUAACAAAGACUUCUUAUUAGAGUUAUUAUAGUUAUCCAGCAAUACUUUUAAUUUAUUUUAAUUAUUUUAAACAUAAACAGCCAGAAAGACAUAG